CUCACAUUAUUUAAGUCAAAACAAAACAACGUGUUUUUCCAGUUUCCAAAGUUUCUUCUCCCUUUUUGCCUUUAAAAGCUAACAAAAUGUCUAUUCAAGAUAAAGUGUUAAUGCGAAAAAUAAAAAAACGCGAAAAACAAAAAUUAAAGUUGGUCCAACUCAAGGAAGCCGAAAGGAAAAAAGAAAACCAGGAUAAAGCUACCAAUAAAACACUGAGUUCUGAUACUGCACAAACCAAUGGAAAUGGGCCACAGAGAAAAAAGAAAAUAAAAAAGAAGAAAAAGGACUUAAACCUUGAGGAGACAAGUGAUAAUGAGGUCGAGGCCUUGGAAGACGAACCACCAAAAAAGAAGAAAAAGAAACAGAAAAGUUCAGAAAGCAGCAAUAAUGCAGACCCAGAAAAAAAACAAGAUGGGGUAAAAGACGACAAUGAUAUUGACCCUUCAGAUUCUUUGGAAAGUGAAUUGCCUGGGUCCAGGGCAGGUCUAGAAAUUCUUAGUGACAGAAAAUUUGAGUCACUAAAAGAUGUGGUAUGCGAAAAUACACUAAAAGCUAUAGCAGACAUGGGAUUUACUACAAUGACUGAAAUCCAGGCCAGGAGUAUCCCACCCCUGUUAGAAGGCAGAGACUUGGUCGGUGCAGCCAAAACUGGAUCUGGCAAAACGUUGGCAUUCCUAGUGCCAGCCGUGGAGUUAAUUUUCAAACUCAAAUUUAUGCCUAGAAAUGGCACUGGGGUCAUCAUUAUUUCACCUACAAGAGAGUUAUCAAUGCAAACUUUUGGGGUACUAAAAGAAUUAAUGAAAUACCAUCACCACACAUAUGGUUUAGUUAUGGGGGGUGCUAGCAGGCAAACUGAGGCCCAAAAACUGUCUAAAGGGAUUAACAUUUUAGUUGCUACACCUGGAAGAUUAUUGGAUCAUUUGCAAAACACCCCAGACUUUUUAUACAAGAACUUGCAAUGCCUUAUUAUUGAUGAAGCUGAUCGAAUUCUUGACAUUGGUUUUGAGGAGGAAAUGAAGCAGAUUAUUAACUUGCUUCCCAAGAGAAGGCAAACUAUGUUGUUUAGUGCCACCCAAAGCAAGAAAACUGAAGCUUUAACUUCUUUGGCUCUAAAAAAAGAGCCAGUGUAUGUGGGAGUUGACGAUAGCAAACUUGAGGCCACUGUAUCGGGAUUGGAACAAGGGUAUGUUGUUUGCCCUUCUGAAAAACGUCUUUUAGUGCUUUUCACAUUCCUCAAAAAAAACAGAAAGAAGAAGGUGAUGGUGUUCUUCAGUUCCUGUAUGUCUGUGAAGUAUCACCAUGAACUUUUUAAUUAUAUUGAUCUGCCUGUUAUGUGCAUUCAUGGCAAACAAAAACAAACCAAACGAACAACGACAUUCUUCCAGUUCUGCAAUGCGGAAUCUGGCAUUUUGCUGUGUACGGAUGUGGCGGCAAGAGGUCUGGAUAUUCCUGCGGUAGACUGGAUCGUACAAUACGAUCCGCCAGAUGAUCCUAAAGAAUACAUUCAUAGGGUGGGUCGUACGGCCAGGGGAGAGGGCAGCAGCGGACACGCUUUGCUCAUCUUAAGGCCAGAAGAGUUGGGAUUUUUGUGGUAUUUAAAACAGGCCAAGGUGCCUUUAAAUGAGUUCGAGUUCAGUUGGGCCAAAAUUGCCGACAUUCAGUUGCAGCUGGAGAAUCUGAUAGGCAAAAAUUAUUAUUUAAAUAUGUCCGCCAAGGAAGCAUUCAAAGCAUAUGUCAGGGCAUACGAUUCACACCAUUUGAAGAACAUCUUUGACAUCAGUACUUUGGAUUUAGUGAAGGUGGGGAAUUCGUUUGGCUUUAGGGUGCCACCAGCUGUGGAUCUUAAUGUAUCAGCUAGAAAAGCUGAAAGACCUGAGAAGAAGCGAAAAGGAGGAGGAGGAUUUGGACAAUAUAAGAAUCUGAAUUCAAUGUCUGACAAGGGAUAUAAGAAAAAUACGGUUUACAGACAGCCUAGGAACAAGGGGGGACAUGAUAAAAGGCAGUUUAGUAGAUAAUUACUAUUGCAUGUUUUUUUAUUGUAAAGGUUGACCUAAAUAAAUAAUGACAGUAUAAUAAA
Anthonomus grandis grandis is the source of this 2077-nucleotide messenger RNA. It is a transcript of the gene pit, whose product is annotated as probable ATP-dependent RNA helicase pitchoune. The record is from RefSeq and is a predicted model, not a curated record. NCBI's taxonomy places the organism in Eukaryota, Metazoa, Arthropoda, Insecta, Coleoptera, Curculionidae. The transcript is spliced from 13 exons. Gene Ontology annotation, biological process: maturation of LSU-rRNA from tricistronic rRNA transcript (SSU-rRNA, 5.8S rRNA, LSU-rRNA). The coding region runs from base 87 to 2015 and encodes 642 amino acids. Gene Ontology annotation, cellular component: nucleolus. Gene Ontology annotation, molecular function: ATP binding; nucleic acid binding; RNA helicase activity.